AUAUUUUUUAAAAUUGUUUUUCGCAAGGGAGGGUUAGAUAAUCGAGCGUCUCUAAGCGUAAAACCUAGAACCAUUCUCCUUACUCUCCCUUGUAACUACGAUUUCAGCCGUCGAAGCCGCUCCGGUUGCAGUCCAUCCUCUCAAUCCCUGGAGCUGCGAUUCCUGGCGAAGAAUUUCCGACAGCAGGAUUCAUUUGCAGCGGCGACUUCAUUCGGAGACCCUAAAUCCCAACCUGUCUUCAUCUCUCCUGCGGACCUGCGAUUACGUCAGAGGAAGAAUCUCCACAACAGGAUGGUCCCAGUUACAGUUCUAAGGAUUGCUGGUUCAAGUCCUCAGUUGACUGGCCGCAAUUAAGAAGAGGAACCGUGUCUGCCCCUCACUUUAACUAAAUACAGAGUCUAUCAAACAUUCACCUUAAGAUACAUGUCGAUAGCUUGAAAUGAAGUCAUUAGAGAAGCUCUGAUCUGAACAAAUAUGCAGCCAGUGUAUUUGCUUUCCUAUGAUCUUGUAAUAUGAAUAAUGGGAUUAAAAUACCCUCCUCUGUCAAACCGGGGUUGAGAUUUGGAAUCUACAGUCGACUUAUGUAGCUUCUCCACCAUCCUGAGAUUAAGCCUGUUUUGGUGCAGGAGGUGAAUUGUUAAUGGCAUAACUUCUUACUAGAUAAAGUAGCAGAUUCAGAUUGGACUCUAAGCUAACACUUUGUUUGCGCUGAGAUUUUAUUGUCCUAACCUUGGGAGUUUUAUUUUGAUGACAUGACAUUUGGAAUGACUUGCACAUCAUUAUGAUGGCUGAAUUGGCAGUAUACCCAUUCUACAAAUAUACUUAGUGUGGUCUGUGGAGUUCCUUCAUCAUGCAUCUAAACAUCAAUUAGCUCCACAAAUUUGAGGAGUUACUUGGAUCUUUCCUUUCUGUAGUAUGUACAUAGGGAUAGAUGGAGGCAUGGAGCUUGUAGUAGAAGUUAAAGCAUUUCGUGUAAUGUACAACUUUUGGAACGUAUAUGUAAACAUGAGUAAUUACAUCAUUUAAUAAAGGCGGUACAGAUAUUUUUUUUAAUUUUAA
This is a messenger RNA of Cuscuta epithymum, 1059 nucleotides long. The record is from the annotation of a GenBank genome assembly. Lineage: Eukaryota; Viridiplantae; Streptophyta; Magnoliopsida; Solanales; Convolvulaceae.